Molecule: messenger RNA, 3984 nt
Organism: Drechmeria coniospora
Lineage: Eukaryota; Fungi; Ascomycota; Sordariomycetes; Hypocreales; Ophiocordycipitaceae
Product: autophagy-related protein 26
Exons: 5
Coding region: 1-3984 (1327 amino acids)
Biological process (GO): carbohydrate metabolic process
Molecular function (GO): UDP-glycosyltransferase activity; hexosyltransferase activity
Source: RefSeq, a predicted model, not a curated record
AUGAACCAGAGCAUCUUCGGCCUCAUCGCCGCCGCCGGCUCCAAGGUCGACUUCAACGAACGCUUCGACGACGGCAGCAGCGAAGACGACGACGGCCCGGAGCAGCCCCGUCGUGACCUCGCCCAGACGGCCAUCCUCAAGCCGCACACGCCCGACGCGGCCAGGCGACACAAGAGGCUCUCGGGCCAUCGCCUGCUCCGGUCGCUCGCCACCCUUCCGAAGCGAAUACCGAAGCCCGAGCGGGGCGCCGGUCGACCCUCCGUCCCCCUCCCGCUCCUGACCCUCGACGACCGGAGUGCGUCGACCGAGCUUGCCGAGCCUGACGAGAACCGUCUCGCGCCCGUCAUGAGCCGCAUGCUCCAGGCGAGGGCCGAGAUGUCGAGCCGGCCCAGCUUCGAUCUCGAGCGGCCCUCCUCGGCCGACCUGAGCGGCGUCGACGACGGCGACAACCACAUGCUCCUCGCUCGUCGCCUAAAGGACAUUUUCGAGUUUGACGACGUCGAGCAGGUCGUCGCAGAGUACCCUUGCUGGCUGCUGCAGAGCGUCCUGCUCCAGGGCUUCCUCUACAUCACCGCCAAGCACAUCUGCUUCUACUCCUAUCUUCCUAAAAAGGCCAAUGUCGUGGCCAAGUCCGGAUACCUCUCCAAGAGCGGCCGGAGGAAUCCGAGGUACAACCGGUACUGGUUCCGCCUCAAGGGCGACGUUCUCUCCUACUACCGCGACUCGACCAACCUCUACUUCCCCCACGGCCAGAUCGACCUCAGCGUCGGCAUCUCCGCCGACGUCGUCGACCGCGGCAAGAACGGCGUCCACUUCGAGGUCGUCACGAGCCACCGCACCUACAGCUUCAAGGCCGACAGCGCACCGAGCGCCAAGGACUGGGUCAAGAGCCUGCAGCGCGUCAUAUUCCGCAGCCACAACGACGGGGACAGCGUCAAGAUCUCGCUACCCAUCGACAAUGUCAUCGACGUCGAGGAGACGCAGAUGAUGGAGUUUUCCGAGACGUGCAAGAUUCGCGUCGUCGACAACGACGAGACGUACGCCAUCGACGAGUACUUCUUUUCCUUCUUCAAGUUCGGCGAGGAAGCCGUCAACGUCCUCAAGAUCCUCGUCGAGGAUGCUUCCGGCAACGAAGCGGCCGAGGCCGUCGCCGGCUUGAGCGUCGACGGCUCGCCGAGGGACUCCAAGAACACGAGCCGGAGCAACCUGCUCACCGACAGGGCGCGGUCGACGAAGCUGCCGGAGACGGUCAAGGCUACCCUGUCGCCCCUCUCCACCCACUCCGGCGGCGCGAGUCCUCGGCCGAGCCUCGACGUCUCCUCCCGCACCAGCUUCGACGCCGUGCUCCACUUGGGCCGGCGGAGCCACGACGUGCCGAGCCCGCUGAGGGAGCAGGGCCCUCGCCGGAGCUUCAGCGGCAGCAGGUCGCAGAGCCUCCGCCGCCGCAGCGACAGGUCGCGGCCGGUGGCCUCGUCCGACUCGAACGUGCCCUCGUCGACGGACGAGCCGGGCUACUCCAACGUCGCCGUCUCGACGACGGAAGAUCCUUCGGCGAGCCAGAUCCUGCGAGGGAGCGAGGUGUUUCACAGCCCGACGAUGCGCCAGUCGCCCACCUCGUCUCCCUGCGCCGACGCGAGGCCCGGCCUGCCUCACCACUGCGCGACGACGGGGCACAUGGAGCAGCUGGCCUACCGCGCGAGCUUGGAUCCCGGACGCUCCUCGACGCCGUCUCUGCAGAGCAUCACGAAGAUGGGAUCCUACCCCCUCCAGCGCGCGGGCGCCUUCGCCGACUACCUGAACAAGACGGGCAAGCGCAUGAGCUCCCUCUUCGCCGCCGAGUCCAUGGGCUACGUCGAGAAGGUGUCGGGCAUGUGGAAGGGGGGCCACAAGCACUACGACGAUCCCCACGGCCUGCGUCCCGACGACGACGACCUCGAGCAGGACUCGGAGGGCAAGGUGCAGACCUCGAUGGACCGCUUCCGCGCCCAUUUUGCCCUUCCCGACGCCGAGCGGCUGCAGGCCACGUACUUUGGCUACAUCGUCCGCGUCCUGCCCCUGUACGGCAAGAUAUACAUCAGCGACCGAUCCUUCUGCUUCCGCAGCCUGCUGCCCGGCACCCGCACGAAGCUGAUCCUGCCCCUCAAGGACGUCGAGACGGCGCACAAGGAGAAGGGGUUCCGCUUCGGCUACGCCGGCCUCGUCGUCGUCAUACGCGGCCACGAGGAGCUCUUCUUCGAGUUCGGCCCGGCCGAGGUCCGCGACGACUGCGCCGUGACGCUGCUCCAGAGCCUCGAGACGAAUAGGUUUCUCCAAGCCUCGGGCGUCCUCCGCGACGACGAGGCCGACGACGAGGAUUCCGCCAUGGCCGAGCGUGACGCCCUCAGCUCGGCGCGGCAAGGAGAGUACCCCGAGCACGAGAUCGAGAUGCCGUCGCAGACGCACCUGCCGAACGCGCCUACGAUCCUCAUGGACGACCCGGACGGCUCCUUUCUCAGCUUCAAGCCGGCCGGCUCCAUGAGGAUCACCUGCCUGACCAUCGGCUCCCGCGGCGACGUGCAGCCGUACAUUGCCCUCUGCAAAGGCCUGCUGGCGGACGGCCACCGGCCGCGCAUCGCCACCCACGCCGAGUUUCAGGGCUGGGUCGAGUCGCACGGCAUCGAGUUCCGCCGCGUCGAGGGCGAUCCCGGGGAGCUGAUGCGCCUCUGCAUCGAAAACGGCACCUUCACCCUCUCCUUCCUGCGCGAGGCCAACGCCAAGUUUCGCGACUGGCUGGACGACCUGCUGGAUUCCGCCUACCACGCCUGCGAGGGAUCCGAGCUGCUCAUCGAGUCGCCCUCGGCCAUGGCCGGCAUCCACAUCGCAGAGAAGCUCGCGAUCCCCUACUUCCGAGCCUUCACCAUGCCCUGGACGCGCACGAGGGCCUACCCGCACUCCUUCAUCAUGCCCGAGCACAAGAUGGGCGGGGCCUACAACUACAUGACGUACGUCAUGUUCGACAACAUCUUUUGGAGGGCGACGGCGCAGCAGGUGAACCGCUGGCGCAACAGCACGCUCAAGCUGCCCAACACGAGCCUCGAGAAGAUGCAGCCGAACAAGGUACCGUUCCUCUACAACUUCAGCCCGAGCGUCGUCGCGCCGCCGCUCGACUACUCGGACUGGAUCAGGGUCACCGGCUACUGGUUUCUCGACGAGGGCGACGAGUACAGACCGCCGCGGGAACUCGAGGACUUCAUCCAGAAGGCCAGGGACGACGGCAAGAAGCUCGUAUACGUCGGCUUCGGCUCCAUCAUCGUCGACGACCCCGGCAAGAUGACACAGGAGGUCAUCGACGCCGUCCUCAAGGCCGACGUCCGCUGCAUCCUCUCCAAGGGCUGGUCCGACCGCAUCUCGCCCGGCGACGACCCGGAGAAGCCGCGGCCGCGGGAGCCGGACAUCCCGCCCGAGCUCUUCGUCAUCAAGUCGGCGCCUCACGACUGGCUGUUCCGACGCAUCGACGCGGCGGCCCACCACGGAGGUUCGGGCACGACCGGGGCCAGCCUGCGGGCGGGCAUUCCGACCAUCAUACGGCCCUUCUUCGGCGACCAGUUCUUCUUCGCCAGCCGCGUCGAGGACCUCGGCGUCGGCGUCUGGGUGAGGCGCUGGGGCACCAACAGCUUCGGCCGCGCACUGUGGGAGGCGACGCGGAACGAGCGCAUCAUCGUCAAGGCUCGCGUGCUGGGUGAGCACAUUCGCCAAGAGACGGGCGUCGCAGACGCAAUCCAGAGCAUAUAUCGAGAUCUCGAGUACGCCAAGAGCCUCAUCAAGCGCAAGCCCGGCAGCAAGCCCGACGGCGAGGAGGACGACGAGGCCGAGGAGAGCUGGACGUUUGUGGGAGGAGACGAGCCGGACCCGGACGUCGUGACGAGACGUCUGAGCGAGGGGAUCGUCGGGCAGAGUGCGGAGAGCAAGGGGCUCGGCAGCCAGGUGCUGAAGGGGCGAGCGUAG